GAAUUAUGAAUAUAUUUAUAACAACUUUCGUAUUGGCUGUGGCCACACUGGCCCAGGCAGACGAUAGAUUUAACAAUUUCAACAACUUCAACAAUUUCAACAACUUUAACGAUUUUAACAACAACAACAACGGUUUCGGACAUGGCUCAGGAUUAGGAUGGGGAUCUGGUAUUCAAUCUUCUAGAUGGGGUUCUGUUGGUGGUUUGACUGGUGGAUGGGGCGAUGAUUAUCAUACCGGAAGCAGCUGGGGACACGGUGGUGGACAUGGUGGUAUUUCCAAAGGAUAUGGUGGCAUUUCCCAUGGAUACGGAGGCAUUUCCGAUGGAUACGGAGGCAUGUCCCAUGGAUACGGAGGCAUGUCCCAUGGAUUUGGGGGCAUGUCUAAAGGAUAUGGCAGUGGUGGAUAUGGUGAUAGUUAUGGAUUAGGCUACGGUGGUGGAUAUGGCAAACAUAUGAUAAAACCCAUUAUCCCUGUGCCUGUUGUUCCAGUCGUUAAGGUACCAAAACCUAGGCCAGUUAUUCCAGUUGUCCCUGUUGUCAAAGUCCCAAAGCCUAGGCCAGUUAUCCCAGUUGUGCCAGUUGUCAAGGUACCCAAACCUAAGCCAGUCAUCCCUGUGGUUCCAGUAGUUAAAGUACCAAAACCCAAGCCAGUGAUCCCCGUCGUGCCUGUAAUGAAGGUUCCUCUACCAAAACCAGUCAUCCCAGUUGUUCCAGUUAUGAAAGUACCAGUUAUGCCAAUGAAAAAGGGUUAUGGCGGCUACAAGGGUGGAUUUGGUGGAAUAGGAGGUGGAUAUGGUGGAAUAAGUGGUGGAUUUGGUGGAAUAGGAGGUGGAUACGGUGGAAUUAAUGGUGGAUUCGGUGGAAUUAGUGGUGGAUUUGGAGGUAUCGUUGGUGGAUUUGGAGAUGACGAUUUCUUCGAUGAUGAUGAUUUUUACGGUUUCCAUGGUAGAAUCGGUGGCGGAUCACGUGGUUUUGGAAGUUCGCUUGGAGCAGGAGCAAUGUACAGCGGUGCAGGAGCUUCUCUAGGAGGUGCUGGGCAUUUUGGAGGAUAUGAUUCUUUCGGAGGAGGUCAGCAGUAUCAUGGUAUCGGGUCAUCCGUUGGCGGUGUAGGCUUUCCUACAGGCGGCUCACAAUCUUUCGGUCAUGGCGGUGUAGGCUUUUCUACAGGCGGCUCACAAUCUUUCGGUCAUGGCGGUGUAGGCUUUUCUACAGGCGGCUCACAAUCUUUCGGUCAUUUUGGACAUAAUGACAACAAUGGAUGGAACAACAACAACGGAUGGGGUAAUAACAACGGAUGGGGCAAUAACAACGGAUGGGGCAACAACAACGGAUGGGGCAAUAACAACGGAUGGGGCAAUAACAAUGGUUGGAACGACAAUUCAUGGAGCACCGGCUCCUCAGUUCGUCACCAUUAAUGGUAAUGUCUAAUACAUGAACAUGUUAAAAUAUUUUCUGUCAGACAUGGCUACUGUAGUCUUCAUAAAGACAUAUUGUUUCAAUAAUAUUAGCUGGGAAUGGGUUUGGAUAGAAAUUAACUUCAUUGAUAAAGCUUAACAGUUAUGUGAUAUCGAUUAAAGUUAUGUUUAUUACUUUUAGUGGAGCAUGAUGUGUAUAUUGAUAAGUCUCAGUUUUGUAUAAUUAAAUAGUAAGUCUGAUAACAAUAAACAGGAAUUUUAUCUGAUUUUUAAUGACUGUAUCUCAUUUAACUUCAUUUAUCAUUAUUUAUAUAUACACAUGUAAUCUCAAUGAUAGAACUUUUGAAAAAUAAAAUUGAAAGUCGUCUGAAAAUUAAGUGAUUUUUUUUUCUAAACAGAGAUUUAUUUACAAAAUGUGCAUAGUUAAAGAUGGUCAAUCUAACAGAUUCGCUAAAUAGAAAUAUUUUCAUUCAUUACUCUAAAAGCAGAUUUACUUUCUAUUUACUAAUUAUUUUCUAAUCUAAUUUCAAGAGGCAAUUAUGCAACAGUUAAACGUGGUCUAACAAGGUUUCUGUACACGCAUUUUGGGGAUUUGUCUGGUUAGGAAAGGAAACGACAUUUCAAGGGCUUUCUGUGAAACGGUUUUAACUAAUAUGACAUAAAGAAGAAGUUAUAUUGAAUUAGCAUUAAGCCCUUUUAGUGUUCAUAUUGAUAAUAUAUAGAUUGUCCAUCUUUAACCGAUUAUAAUAGCUUGCCUGAUGACAACAUCCAGUCUACAUGUUAGUGUAUUCAGACAAAAAUUUGGCUACCUUGUUAUUAGCAAUUUAAUAUCGAAAUUUCUAUUAUUAUUCUAUAAUUAACUAUUGUAAUUAUACAAGCUAAUUAUAUGCAAGUCAAUUGUUAUAUACAAUUAUAAAGAAUUAAACACUCUGGAACUAAUUUGGAUACUUUUAUAAAUGUGAUUUGUCGUAAGCAACAUACAUUACAGAAUAACUGAAUAUAGUAUCACAGUCUUUUUAAAAAUAAAUUUCUAUGAAAAGCGUUAUUCUCAUUGAAGUUAAAUCAUUAUCUUUUUCGUUCGUGAUUUUUCUUUCUUUUAAAGAUAUAUUAUGUCCAAAUUAUCAUAUUUCGUCAGAGUUAUGGAUUUCAUAAAACCUUUGUUAACUUUUAUUUUCAUUCAAAACUUUAUAACAUGUUACUAACAACAUGAUACCAUGUAAGAUAAAAGCACUAUACAUCAGCCAGUGUAUAGUGAACUUAGUUUAUUCAUGUUGUUAAAGAACAUAUAAACAAACAGAGUGAUUCUAUGGUAAAUGACACAAAAUUUCGGUAACAUUUCUACGUUUUCUCUUUGAUUAAAUAUUUUUAAAAAAUUGAUAAGUCAUAGAGUAUUUGUUUAAAGAAUGGACGUAAUAUAUCUUUGAUGUUGUAGGAAGAUAAAAAUUCGAGAGAUUUUUUUUAUUUUCAUGUGCAUCCGUCUAGCAUACACCAUAAACAUUAACUUUCUAUGAAAUCAUUCAAAUAAUGAAUUACCUAAAAUGACCUGAAAUUAUUUUUCAUAUUUUGGUUUUCAUGGCUAACGUUUUAAUGUUUCUAUUGGAAAGUAGCGAAAUAUUUAAUUAAUAAGAGAAUAUAGGCAGAAAUAGUGAUUGGUUUGCUCAAACCAACCUGCAUUAUUAAAUCAAACUUCUUAAUUUUUGAUAAUAUCUGAAACAAAAUCAUUUUUAAAUGGUCGAAUACAUUCUAUAUCUUUCAAAUAUAUGAAUUGUUUAUCUUGCUGAAUAUCAUUUAAUUUAUUUAUUUCUAUGAAUGUGAUGGUGUUAAGAGCAUAUUGUUAUUUUAAUGCACAUUUAUACAAUGUACUUUGUUAGUAUCAUACACUAAUGUAGUUUGUCAUAUAUUUUCGAAUGAAAUCCAACAUUAGUUAUUUUAUGAGGCUUGAAUAUUGUUCACGUAAAAUGAAUGUCUUAUGUAUAUGAGGAUAGAGAAUGUUAGCCGGUGUAUACCAGCCGGGGUAUACCAGACGGUGCAUACCAGCCGGUGUAUACUAGCCGGGGUAUACCAGCGUUUUUUGAACAUGCUAUGUAUGAAGAUAGCUUGCCACGUGUGUGUAACAUGCUUUUUGCGGUAUUAAAAAAUUAAAAAACGGUGCAAAGGUGUUGUGGAAUAAUUGUUGUUUUUUCAUUAUUUUAUCGUAAAUUUUCUUGACAAACAAGCAGUUUUCAUUUCGUUAAAACUAUUGCAUGCUCUUUUUAAUAGCAAGAGCUCAGAGAUUUCGGCAUUAAAUUUUUACAAAAUAUUUUUCAUCAAAACUAAGUUUUGCUUUUAAUUUAUCUAACAAACAAAGUCGUUUUAGAGAAUUUGAUAAAAAUACAAUAUUUAUUUAGCAGUAUGACAUUUAUAAAACCUUUUUGAAGUAAAGCAUAUUUCACACACGUUGCACUGGCACAAAGUGCAGCCACGCAGAAUGUUGUACUCAAUCUCCCAGACUAUCUAUGAAUUAUUUGGUUGUUUCAUUUAGAAACUUUUCGUUUUUUCGAGCAAUUAUUUGUUUGCAAUUUGAUUUUGUUGUAUUUAUGUUUCUAUUUAUAGAUGUUCUGGGACAUGCACUUAUUCUGUAAAUGAUGUAAAUAAGAAUAAAUAAAAACAGGAAAUUUAAAA
Messenger RNA from Ruditapes philippinarum (Manila clam), 4076 nucleotides. RefSeq names its product aspartate, glycine, lysine and serine-rich protein-like. Lineage: Eukaryota; Metazoa; Mollusca; Bivalvia; Venerida; Veneridae. Bases 6 to 1415 code for a protein of 469 amino acids. The record is from RefSeq and is a predicted model, not a curated record. The transcript is spliced from 3 exons.